AUGAGUUCACAAACUACAACACUUCCUGUGAAUAACACUUUUGUGCGUCCACAAAUGUUUUACAUAAGUGGUUUACAUGAUAUGCCCUUUGCAAACUAUUUUUAUGUUUUUUUGUUUAUUGUGUUCAUUCUUACAGUGUUUUCUAAUGUAUUUCUUAUCAUUUUAAUAUGUUUUGGUCCAAGUCUUCACAAUCCAAAAUAUAUUGCUGUUAGUCACUUAGCCAUAGUUGAUUUAUGCACAUCACUGUCUGUCAUUCCUAAAGUAAUUGAAAUGUUUCUUUUUAAUUCCAGUUUUGUAACAUAUGAAGCGUGUUUAGCUGGCAUGUUUUUUGUUCAUUUCUUUAACUCAAUGCAGUCUCUUUCUUUAGUCAUAUUAGCUUAUGACCGGCUUCUUGCCAUAUGUUUACCUUUAAGAUAUCACAGUAUUAACACUAAUGGCAGGAUGAUAAUAAUUAUAUUCUCAGCUUGGAUGUUUUCUGCUGUUACAUUUUCUGUAAUGGUCCUCCUGAUUACCAGACUCAACUUCUGUGGGUCCACAGUGAUAAACAGUUAUUUCUGUGAUCAUGGUCCUGUGUUUCGCUUAGCUUGCAAUGAUUCUUCCCCAAACAUAAUAAUGGGCUUUACUAACAUUGCAUUGUUUCUGUUUUUUCCACUGGUCUUUAUUCUUUUUACAUACUUAGCCAUUGGGUUAGCAUUGUUAAAAAUUGCAACAGCAGAAGGAAGACAUAAAGCACUAAAAACCUGCACUUCACAUAUCCUUUUAGUGGCAAUGUUUUAUACUCCAUUGGCAGUUACAUACUCAGCAACAUAUGUUGUCAGUUUUCAUCCAAAUGCAAGAAUUCUAAAUAAUUCAUUGUCAGCAACAAUCCCACCAUUGCUGAACCCCAUAAUUUAUACUCUAAAAACUGAAGAGGUAACAGAAUCAAUGAAAAAACUUUUCAAAACAAAACAAGACAAGAAUGGAAAAAUAAGAAAUUCCAAGAUUCUAGCCAAAUAG
Messenger RNA from Polypterus senegalus (gray bichir), 996 nucleotides. Its product is annotated as olfactory receptor 1509-like. Gene Ontology annotation, cellular component: membrane. Gene Ontology annotation, biological process: G protein-coupled receptor signaling pathway. The coding region runs from base 1 to 996 and encodes 331 amino acids. Lineage: Eukaryota; Metazoa; Chordata; Cladistia; Polypteriformes; Polypteridae. Gene Ontology annotation, molecular function: G protein-coupled receptor activity; olfactory receptor activity. The transcript has a single exon. The record is from RefSeq and is a predicted model, not a curated record.